GUCAUCCACCAAACAGAGUGUAGGUACAUUCAAUAAUCAAUCCAAGAAAUAGAAAAUGACAAAAAGUUAUUUUUAAGGAGAUCUUUCAUAAUCAGACAUGAUAGUGUUGACAGAGUCCGAAUUGAAGAGAAUUAAGAAUCUAUCAGUUAUUACAACAAAAGAGGAGUAAUUACAACACAAAAGGUUGAUGGAAGAAUAAAAAGAGAAAUAGUUGGCAGCUGCCUAAGCAAAAAAAUAAAGAAUGUUAUAGAUUGAAGAGGAGAAGAAGAAAUCUAUUCCACUGAGUUAACAAGAGCAAGAAGACAAAUUUGCCAAGGAUUCCUUGUUAUCAAGAGCAUAGGAAAUAAUAAAUGAACAAAUUGAUGAUGUCAAAGAGAUGAAUAAAAUGGUCAUGUACGCUAAAUGUGUUACAAUCAGAGAUAAAUAACUGUAAGAAAAAAAAGAGUUAUAUGAUCAGUACAAAAUGCAAGAAAAACGAAAAGACUUGAUGAUGGAAAUAGAGAGACUUAGAGCAAUCAAAUUUCAUGAGGAAAAGGAUCAGAAAUAAAAACAAUAAUUAAAACAUGGACAUGAAAUCAUAAUUGAAUAAAUUAAAGAAAGAGAAUUGAUAAGAUUGAAAGAAAAGGAAGAACAAGAAAGAGAAGGACAGAUUAUGCUUAAAUAAAUUAAAUAAUUAUAAUAGGAAGAGGUUCACAAGACCUAACUAAGAAAGAGUCAACAAGCUAAGGUGCAAGAUGAGAUUCUUGUGGCCAACCACAAGGCAAUUUUGAUCAAAGAAAAGAGAAUACAAGAGGAGAGAGACGAGGAAGAGAAAAUAUUAUAAUACAAUCUAUAAAAGGCAUAAAAGGAGGCUGAGUUCUUAGAAGAGUAAAGAAGAAUUAAGGAAGAGAAAGAAAGAGAAGUGUAGAGAUUGAGAGAGAUGUAGGAGAAGGCUCAAGAUAGAGCAGCUGAAUUAGAUCUAUUAAGAGCGAAAAGAGCAAUGGAACAAAAUGAAAGAUAAGCCAGAGAGAAAGAAAGAAGAGAAUUAGAGUUGAAGAUGAAAUUAAAUAAUGAAGUUACAGAAGCUAGAAAGUUAUAACAAAAGGAGAAGUUAGAGAGAUAUUAAGAAUAAGCUAAAUUAGAAAGAGACGAAUUCCAAAAGGUUAUUUAGAAACAAAAACAAGAAAGGGAAAAUGAGAUGAAAAUCCUAUAGGAUAAAGAAGCACUAAGAAAGAAACAUGCAGAAGAACUCAGAAAAUAAAUCAUUUAGAAUGAAGAGAAAAGGAAGUAGGAGGAAAGAGACAAGCUUGAGGAAGGAAAGAAAAUCAAAGAUAAAUUGAAUUAAGAAAAAAGGCUUUUGGAGAGCAUUAAGGACAAUAAACUUAAGGAUCUAAACGAAAAAGCAAUACCUGAUAAGUAUAAAGCAGAAUUAACUAAGAAAAAAAUUAGUAUUAAUAUUUGA
Molecule: messenger RNA, 1441 nt
Organism: Paramecium tetraurelia
Lineage: Eukaryota; Ciliophora; Oligohymenophorea; Peniculida; Parameciidae
Exons: 5
Source: RefSeq, a predicted model, not a curated record